UACAACUGCUCCUCCCUGCUAUGCCUAUAUGUUGAAUGGAAGGAAAGGGAAAGAAGGAGAGCAGGAGGGUGCGGUGUAGCGUGGCGGGGGCAGGUACCACGUGCAGGGUCUCAUUAAAAGCCGUUAAAUCUUGAAGGCCCACCUCUCUAACUCAAACCUAACACUCUGCAAUUCCCAUUAAACUAGUUCAACACACUCGCAAGCAUUUCAAGAUUGUGAAUGUACGCCGAAACGCAUCUCUCCAACCAUAACAUUCAACAUUCUUUUGGGUUCUGCUUGAUUUUUUUUUUCUUGCACUCUUUGCAUCUAGAUUCCAACUAAUGUUUUCUUGCCCUUAAACCCAAUUCAGUUCAAUUUGAUACCACCUUCCAAUAUUUCGGUUCGCCUCCAGCAUGUUGGAAGCGCAAAGGAGACCACCAGUGCCUGUGGGUGUUGCUCAUGGCAAUGGUUACAUAAAUGGAUUGGUCUCAACUAGGAGCCCUGCUACAAUAUCUGAAGUGGAUGAAUUCUGCUAUGCUCUUGGAGGGAAGAGGCCAAUCCAUAGUAUUUUAAUUUCAAACAAUGGAAUGGCAGCUGUCAAGUUUAUACGUAGUAUUAGGACAUGGGCUUAUGAAACAUUUGGCACUGAGAAGGCAAUCUUGUUGGUGGCCAUGGCAACUCCAGAAGACAUGAGAAUCAAUGCUGAGCAUAUUAGAAUUGCUGAUCAGUUUGUGGAAGUUCCUGGUGGGACAAAUAAUAACAACUAUGCCAAUGUGCAGCUCAUCGUAGAGAUGGCAGAGAUAACUCGUGUUGAUGCAGUUUGGCCUGGUUGGGGCCAUGCAUCUGAGAAUCCUGAACUGCCAGAUGCACUGAAUGCUAAGGGGAUUUUAUUUCUCGGGCCACCAGCUAUUUCAAUGGCAGCACUAGGCGAUAAAAUUGGCUCAUCUUUGAUUGCUCAAGCAGCAGAUGUCCCUACUCUUCCAUGGAGUGGUUCUCAUGUGAGAAUUCCUUCAGAAAGUUGUUUGAUUACCAUACCAGAUGAGAUAUACAGGGAAGCAUGUGUAUAUACAACAGAGGAAGCAAUUGCAAGCUGUCAAGUUGUUGGUUACCCUGCAAUGAUCAAGGCAUCGUGGGGUGGUGGCGGUAAAGGCAUAAGAAAGGUUCAUAAUGAUGAUGAAGUAAGGGCAUUGUUCAAGCAAGUUCAGGGUGAAGUUCCAGGAUCACCCAUAUUUAUAAUGAAGGUUGCUUCCCAGAGUCGGCAUUUAGAAGUCCAGUUACUGUGCGAUCAGUAUGGAAAUGUAGCAGCUUUGCAUAGCCGUGAUUGCAGUGUUCAGAGGCGGCACCAAAAGAUAAUUGAGGAGGGUCCAAUUACUGUUGCGCCAUUGGAUACUGUCAAAAAGCUAGAGCAAGCAGCUCGAAGGUUAGCAAAAUGUGUGAAUUAUGUUGGAGCAGCUACCGUUGAGUAUUUGUACAGUAUGGACACUGGAGAGUAUUACUUCUUGGAGCUCAAUCCUCGGUUGCAGGUGGAGCACCCUGUCACUGAGUGGAUUGCUGAAAUAAAUUUGCCAGCAGCCCAGGUAGCUGUUGGGAUGGGAAUUCCUCUCUGGCAUAUUCCUGAGAUAAGGCGAUUUUAUGGAAUGGAACAUGGUGGAGGAUAUGAUGCAUGGAGGAAAACUUCAGUGGUUGCUACCCCUUUCGAUUUUGACCGGGCAGAGUCUACAAGGCCAAAAGGUCAUUGUGUCGCUGUGCGUGUAACAAGUGAGGAUCCAGAUGAUGGUUUUAAGCCUACAAGUGGAAAAGUACAGGAGCUAAGUUUCAAAAGCAAGCCAAAUGUGUGGGCUUACUUCUCUGUUAAGUCUGGUGGAGGCAUUCAUGAAUUCUCAGAUUCUCAAUUUGGACAUGUUUUUGCAUUUGGGGAGUCAAGAGCUUUGGCUAUAGCAAAUAUGGUCCUUGGGCUGAAAGAAAUUCAAAUUCGAGGAGAGAUUCAUACUAAUGUUGACUACUCAGUUGACCUUCUACACGCUUCAGAUUAUAGGGACAACAAAAUCCACACAGGUUGGUUGGACAGUAGAAUUGCAAUGCGGGUUAGAGCAGAAAGGCCCCCUUGGUACCUCUCUGUUGUUGGAGGGGCUCUGUAUAAAGCAUCUGCUAGCAGUGCAGCGAUGGUUUCAGAUUAUGUUGGUUACCUUGAAAAGGGACAAAUCCCUCCCAAGCACAUAUCACUUGUAAACUCUCAAGUUUCGUUGAACAUUGAAGGAAGUAAAUACAUGAUUGAGAUGGUUAGAGGGGGCCCAGGAAGCUAUAGAUUGAAGAUGAAUAAGUCAGAGAUUGAAGCAGAGAUACAUACUUUACGUGAUGGAGGUUUACUGAUGCAGUUGGCUGGAAACAGCCAUGUGAUAUAUGCGGAGGAAGAAGCAGCUGGAACUCGCCUUCUUAUUGAUGGAAGGACUUGCUUGCUACAAAAUGAUCAUGAUCCAUCGAAGUUAGUGGCAGAGACGCCAUGCAAGCUGCUGAGGUAUUUGGUUUCAGAUGGUAGUCAUAUUGAAGCUGAUAAUCCUUAUGCGGAGGUUGAAGUUAUGAAGAUGUGCAUGCCUCUUCUAUCACCGGCUUCUGGAGUAAUUCAAUUUAAAUUGUCCGAAGGUCAAGCAAUGCAGGCUGGUGAGCUUAUAGCACGGCUUGAUCUCGAUGACCCUUCAGCUGUACGAAAGGCUGAACUGUUUCAUGGGAGCUUCCCAGUACUGGGACCUCCAACUGCUAUUUCUGGUAAAGUUCAUCAGAAAUGUGCUGCAAGUCUAAAUGCAGCUCGCAUGAUUCUUGCAGGCUAUGACCAUAAUAUUGACGAAGUUGUACAAAACUUGCUCAAUUGUCUUGAUAGUCCUGAACUUCCUUUCCUUCAAUGGCAAGAAUGCUUGUCUGUUUUGGCUACUCGCCUUCCCAGAGAUCUUAGAAAUGAGUUGGAAUCAAAAUAUAGGGAGUUUGAGGGGAUUUCAAGCUCUCAAAACACAGACUUUCCUGCCAAAUUGUUAAGGAGUGUUCUUGAGGCCCAUUUAUCCUCCUAUCCUGAAAAGGAAAAAGGAACCCAGGAAAGGCUUGUUGAACCUUUGAUGAGUCUUGUAAAGUCUUAUGAGGGAGGAAGGGAGAGUCAUGCCCGUGUCAUUGUUCAGUCACUUUUUGAAGAGUAUUUAUCAGUUGAAGAAUUGUUCAGUGACAACAUCCAGGCUGAUGUGAUUGAACGUCUUAGACUUCAAUACGAGAAAGAUCUAUUGAAGGUUGUGGACAUUGUCCUUUCUCAUCAGGGUGUCAGGAGCAAAAAUAAGUUGAUACUACGGCUCAUGGAACAACUGGUUUAUCCUAAUCCUGCUGCAUACAGGGAUAAACUAAUCCGGUUCUCUCAACUUAACCAUAUAAAUUAUUCUGAGUUGGCACUGAAGGCAAGUCAACUGUUGGAACAAACGAAACUGAGUGAACUUCGUUCUACCAUUGCUAGAACCCUUUCUGAAUUGGAGAUGUUUACGGAGGAUGGUGAAAAUAUGGAUACUCCCAAGAGGAGAAGUGCCAUUAAUGAACGAAUGGAGGACCUUGUGAGUGCUCCUUUGGCUGUUGAAGAUGCCCUCGUGGGUCUGUUUGAUCACAGCGAUCACACCCUUCAAAGGCGGGUAAUGGAAACUUAUGUUCGAAGGUUAUAUCAGCCCUAUCUUGUAAAGGAGAGUGUAAGGAUGCAGUGGCAUAGAUCUGGUCUUAUUGCUUCAUGGGAGUUCCUGGAAGAGCAUAUUGGGAGAAAGAAUGGCUCUGAAGAAAUGUCAGAUGAAUCAGUGGUGGAGAAACACUGCAACAGGAAAUGGGGAGCCAUGGUUAUCAUCAAAUCUCUGCAAUUUUUGCCCACAAUUAUUAGUGCUGCAUUAAGGGAAACAACUCAUACCCACCAUGAAGCCAUUCCAAAUGGAUCUUUAGAACCAGCUAACUUCGGUAAUAUGAUGCAUAUUGCAUUAGUGGGCAUCAACAACCAGAUGAGUCUGCUUCAGGAUAGUGGUGAUGAGGAUCAGGCUCAAGAAAGAAUAAACAAAUUAGCCAAAAUUCUUAAAGAGCAAGAAGUAGGCUCCAAUUUACGCACAGCAGGUGUUGGGGUUAUUAGUUGCAUCAUACAAAGGGACGAAGGGAGAGCACCUAUGAGGCACUCCUUUCACUGGUCAUCAGAAAAGCUCUAUUAUGAGGAAGAACCUCUAUUGCGACAUCUAGAACCUCCACUAUCCAUCUACCUUGAAUUGGACAAACUUAAAGGUUAUGGCAAUAUACAAUAUACUCCAUCACGGGACAGACAAUGGCACUUGUACACUGUUGUAGACAAGCCAGUGCCAAUCCAGAGGAUGUUUCUUAGAACCCUUGUUAGGCAGCCCACAACAAAUGAAGGGUUUACUGCAUAUCAAGGGCUGGCCACAGAAGCACCCCAUGCACAGUGGGCUAUGUCCUUUACGUCAAGGAGCAUUUUGAGGUCCUUAGUGGCUGCAAUGGAGGAGUUGGAGCUUAAUGUGCACAAUGCUACUGUCAAAUCUGAGCAUGCUCAUAUGUACCUCUGUAUCCUACGGGAACAACAAAUAGAUGACCUUGUGCCAUACCCAAAGAGAGUUGAUAUUGAUGCUGGCCAGGAAGAAGCUGCAGUAAAUAGAAUCUUGGAAGAACUGGCUAGGGAAAUGCAUGCAUCAGUUGGUGUAAGAAUGCACAGGUUAAAUGUUUGUGAGUGGGAAGUGAAGCUCUGGAUGUCAUCAUCUGGACAAGCAAAUGGUGCUUGGAGAGUUGUCAUCACAAAUGUAACUGGUCACACCUGUGCUGUACAUAUAUACCGGGAACUAGAGGAUACCUGCAAACGAGGAGUGGUGUACCAUUCGAUCUCUGUACAUGGUCCUCUGCAUGGUGUAAUGGUAAAUGCAGUCUAUCAGCCCUUAGGAGUUCUUGAUCGGAAACGUUUGUUGGCAAGGAGAAGCAACACCACUUAUUGCUAUGAUUUUCCAUUGGCAUUUGAGACAGCCUUGGAACAAAUAUGGGCAUCCCAGUCAACAGGAAUUGGAAAACCUAAGGAUAAUGUUCUUCUCAAAGUAACGGAGCUUGUAUUUGCCGAUCAGAAAGGUAGCCAUGGUACCCCUCUUGUGCCCGUGGAGCGCCCAGCUGGACUCAAUGAUAUUGGCAUGGUAGCAUGGAGCAUGGAAAUGUCUAGCCCCGAGUUCCCUUCUGGAAGGACAAUUUUGAUUGUAGCAAAUGAUGUGACCUUCAAAGCUGGGUCUUUUGGCCCAAGAGAGGAUGCAUUUUUCUUUGCGGUAACUGAUCUUGCUUGCAGUAAAAAGCUACCAUUAAUUUAUCUGGCUGCAAAUUCUGGUGCCCGAAUUGGAGUUGCUGAGGAAGUUAAAUCCUGCUUUAAAGUUGGUUGGUCAGAUGAAUUAUGCCCGGAGCGUGGUUUUCAAUAUGUAUAUUUGAGCCCUGAGGAUUACACUAACAUUGCAUCAUCUGUGAUAGCACAUGAGUUGAAGCUGCCUGGUGGAGAAAGCCGAUGGGUGAUAGAAGCCAUUGUUGGCAAGGAGGAUGGCCUGGGGGUAGAGAACUUAUCUGGAAGUGGGGCCAUUGCGAGUGCAUAUUCUAGGGCAUACAAGGAAACCUUUACAUUAACAUAUGUGACUGGUAGAACAGUGGGAAUUGGUGCUUAUUUAGCUCGGCUUGGGAUGCGGUGCAUACAGAGGCUUGAUCAGCCCAUUAUUUUGACUGGUUUCUCUGCAUUGAACAAACUCCUUGGCCGUGAGGUCUACAGCUCUCACAUGCAACUUGGUGGACCUAAAAUAAUGGCUACCAAUGGAGUAGUGCAUCUUACUGUCUCAGAUGAUCUAGAAGGCGUUUCUGCUAUUUUGAAGUGGCUAAGUUGUAUUCCUCCUUGUAUUGGUGGAACACUUCCAAUUCUAAGCCCUUCAGAUCCUACUGAAAGGCCUGUGGAGUACUUCCCAGAAAACUCGUGUGAUCCUCGUGCUGCUAUUUGUGGUGCUUCGGACAGCAGUGGUAAGUGGCUUGGGGGUAUUUUUGACAGGGAUAGUUUUAUUGAGACUUUGGAAGGUUGGGCAAGGACAGUUGUGACAGGAAGGGCAAAGCUUGGAGGAAUCCCUGUUGGAAUAAUUGCUGUUGAAACACAAACUGUAAUGCAAGUGAUUCCUGCUGACCCAGGACAGCUUGAUUCUCAUGAGAGGGUUGUCCCCCAGGCUGGACAAGUAUGGUUUCCAGAUUCUGCAACCAAAACAGCUCAAGCAAUAUUGGAUUUCAACAGAGAAGAGCUUCCACUUUUCAUUCUUGCAAACUGGAGAGGCUUUUCGGGUGGACAGAGGGAUCUUUUUGAAGGUAUCCUUCAGGCAGGUUCGACCAUAGUUGAGAACCUUAGGACAUACAAGCAACCUGUUUUUGUGUACAUCCCCAUGAUGGGUGAGCUUCGAGGUGGGGCAUGGGUUGUUGUGGACAGUCAGAUCAAUUCAGACCACAUUGAAAUGUAUGCUGAUCGAACAGCAAAAGGUAAUGUCCUUGAGCCUGAAGGAAUAAUUGAGAUCAAGUUCAGAACAAAGGAGCUGCUUGAGUGCAUGGGUCGGCUUGACCAACAGCUGAUUGCCAUGAAGGCAAAACUUCAGGAAGCCAGGAAUAGCAGAAAUUCUGGAAUGGUUGAAUCUGUGCAACAACAGAUAAAAUCUCGUGAAAAGCAACUUUUACCAGUGUACACUCAGAUAGCCACCAGAUUUGCAGAGCUUCAUGAUUCUUCCCUAAGGAUGGCUGCAAAAGGGGUGAUCAGAGAAGUUGUGGACUGGGAAAGAUCCCGUGGUUACUUUUACAAAAGGUUGUGUAGGAGAAUUGCUGAGGUUUCACUGAUCAAGACUCUGAAAGAUGCAGCUGGUGACCAGCUGUCACACAAAACUGCAAUGGACUUGAUCAAAAAGUGGUUCUUGGAUUCAGAUAUUGCAAGAGCCGGGGAAGAUGCUUGGGGGAAUGAUGAAGCUUUCUUUGCAUGGAAGUAUGAUCCUAGGAAUUAUGAGGAAAAGCUACAAGAGUUAAGGGUCCAGAAGGUAUUGCUUCAAUUAACAAGCAUUGUCGAAUCAAUGUCAGAUUUGAAAGCUCUACCUCAAGGUCUUGCUGCCCUUCUAAGAAAGGUGGAUCCAUCAACCCAAGGGCAAUUGAUUAAUGAGCUUCGUAAGGUGCUUGAUUGAUUCAUGGUAUGCCCUUUAAAAGUAAAUAUGGUUCUGCACCCACAGUGUGCUCAUCUUUUGGCUUUAGUUACUUUCAACUGAAAGAAAUAUAGCUACAUCUCCAGUGCCAUUUGCCUACCCUGUGCAGCUGUAUUUUAUAAACCAAGAGGAACCCUCACUUGUAAAUUGGAGGAUCUCACAUGUCAGUUUUGUCACUUCACGAAGUGUAAAUGUUGCUAUUAUCUUUGGGUGCACUGGUAGUAGAUUUAUGUUGUUAAGAGGGGAAGUUGGCGAUCAUCGGAAGCCUAUGCCCUCCAUGGCUGUUCCGUAGCUUGUUAGUGAUUAUUUUUGUAAUAAUCUGUGAGGUGUACUAAUUAUUAUAAUUUAUAUAUAUGAAUAAAAAUCCAUUAGUGCUCCA
Hevea brasiliensis (rubber tree) is the source of this 7596-nucleotide messenger RNA. RefSeq names its product acetyl-CoA carboxylase 1. The record is from RefSeq and is a predicted model, not a curated record. NCBI's taxonomy places the organism in Eukaryota, Viridiplantae, Streptophyta, Magnoliopsida, Malpighiales, Euphorbiaceae. The transcript has 31 exons. Gene Ontology annotation, molecular function: metal ion binding; acetyl-CoA carboxylase activity; ATP binding. Gene Ontology annotation, biological process: fatty acid biosynthetic process. The coding region runs from base 393 to 7199 and encodes 2268 amino acids.